CAAUUGAUUUAUAUAAACUCAAAUCUAAUUUGUUUUUGUUUAUUUAGGUCUAUAUGAAUAACCAUUAAAAUGUCGGGUAAAUCAGCUGAUUUAUAUCAACUUUAUAAAUCUAGUUUUUUGUUUAUUUAGGUGUAUGUGAAUGUCCAUUGAUAAUUUGGGUAAGUCAACUGAUUUCAAUAAAAGUAAAUCUGAUUGUUUUUUCUUCAUUUAGGUCUAUAUGCAUGUCCAUGAAGAAUUCUGGUACGUCAACUGAUUUAUAUAAACUUAAAGCUGAUUCUUUUUUGUUUAUUUAGGUGUAUAUGAAUAUCGAUUACAAUUUCUGGGAAGUCUAUAUGAAUAUCGAUUACAAUUUCUGGUCUGUAAUGAAAUUGCAUUAAUAUUCAUGCGUGGGCUGAGAGUAAGUGAAGCUAUUUGUGAAUCAGCAGCAUCGAUAUUAAAAGGCCAUAUUCACAAAAACCGUUCGUUACAACACAAAUCUUUGGAUGAUGAAAUAUUUCUUCAUUGGAAUGCCCCACCGUUACAUUUAGCUGAUAAAUUUAUUGAACAAUCAAUAGACGAUUAUUUUAUAAACAAAAAGGACAAAACUUGGUUAUUUUAUAUGAAAAAUGAACAAUAUCAACCAUGGAGAUUAUUAUCUCCUGGUUCACUCGUGUUGAAUCGUUUCCAAAGUGAACAAGUACCAAAACUACCAGAAUUAAUUGACGAUUGA
Molecule: messenger RNA, 709 nt
Organism: Rotaria sp. Silwood1
Lineage: Eukaryota; Metazoa; Rotifera; Eurotatoria; Philodinida; Philodinidae
Source: the annotation of a GenBank genome assembly